GCCAGAGUUGCAGCACCCGCGGUGGCGGCGCGGCGCCGACUCUGCAGCCUCGCGAGCUCCGAGCCCCGAGCCCCGAGCCCCGAGCCCCGAGCCCCGAGCCCCGGCGGGGGCAGCAGCAGGGCGCUCCCCGCCUCCAGUCACCGCUCCUCCGCCCCGCCUAGCCGCGUCGCCGCGCUCGCCCCGGGGCAGCGCCAGCCAUGGCCGCGCCGGAUCCCCAAGACGAGCUGCUGCCGCUGACCUUCCCUGGGUCCCAGUGUUUCGGGGACCGUGGGGAGGGGGAAGAAGAAGCAGUGCUGACGUCCAAGGGGGCUAAGCCGGUGCCGCUGGCCGCGCCAGACCAAGGGAUGGGCGCCGGAGCCCGGGAAGCGGCGCCGCGGGAACUGGGCUCCGGCCCCGCCCGGCCACCGCCCGUUACCAUGGAAACUGCAUCCACAGGUGUAGCAGAUGGCUCCAGUGCUAUGGAUCAGACCUUUUCAUCAGCAGCGAAGGAUGGAGAAGGAACAUGUUACACUUCUCUGAUUUCUGACAUCUGUUACCCACCUCAGGAAGAUUCUUCAUAUUUCACUGGAAUUCUUCAGAAGGAAAAUGGUCAUGUCACUACAUCAGAGAGCCCUGAGGAGUUGAGUACCCAGGUACCCUCCUUACCAGAUGUUCCUGGGAUAGAAUCUCAGGGCUUACUCAGUUCUGAUUCUGGAAUCGAGAUGACUCCAGCAGAGUCUACUGAAGAGAAUAAGAUGUUAGCUGAUCCCUUGGACAAGAUGAAAGCAGAAGCCUAUAAAUACAUUGACAUAACCAGGUCAGAGGAGGUGAAAUAUCAGGAGCUAAGUCACCCCAAGUGGCCAGAGAAAGACUUAGACUUUAAGAAAAAGGACAGUGAUAUUCCAGCAAAGUCUGAAGAGGUUCGUGAACCCGAAAAACCAGCUCCUAUAGAGGGGAAAAUCCUCAAAGACCAUUUAUUUGAAGACUCAACAUUUGCACCUUAUAUUGAUGAUCUCUCAGAAGAACAGCACAGUGCUUCUCUGAUUCACACCCCUGUCAAAAUCACACUGACUGAGAUCGAGCCUGCUGCUGAAACUGCCUCCCAAGGGCAGUUCCCUGAAAAACAAGAUAUCUGUCUGAAACCAAGUCCUGACACAGUCCCUACUGUCACUGUCUCAGAGCCUGAAGAUGACAGCCCAGGAUCCAUCACUCCUCCGUCUUCUGGAACAGAACCAUCUGCUGCUGAAUCCCGGGGGAAAUGCAGCAUCUCUGAGGAUGAGCUGAUCACUGCUAUUAAAGAAGCAAAGGGGCUCUCCUAUGAAACCACAGAGUGUACAAGGCCAGCUGUCCAGGUGACCAAAAAGUCCGAGGCCAAGUUCAGAUCUGGGCUGCCCACCAUCCCCAGUCCCCUGGACCAUGAGGCCAGCAGCGCAGAAUCAGGGGACUCAGAGAUUGAACUGGUGUCGGAGGACCCACUGGCCACAGAGGAUGCACUGCCUUCUAGCUACGCGACCUUUGGCCAUGUGGGCGGCCCGCCACCCUCGCCUGCCUCACCUUCCAUCCAAUACAGCAUCCUGAGGGAGGAGCGUGAGGCCGAGCUGGACAGCGAGCUUAUCAUCGAGUCAUGUGACGCCUCCUCAGCCUCGGAGGAGAGCCCUAAGCGGGAGCAGGACUCACCUCCAAUGAAGCCAGGCACCCUGGAUGCCAUCCGAGAAGAACCCGGUAUCCGAGCAGAGGAGAGUUCUCCUAUCUUACAGGGCCUGGCCACGCAGGAACCCUUCCUCAAGUUCCCAUUGGCUGCCCCCAAAACAGGCUUUGAGAUGUCCUCUGAAGAUGGGUCCCCAGCACCCAAGGAGCCUGAGCUACAGUGGAAACCUGCAGAAGCUGCAAGUGCCAACCCAAGUUCUGUGACCACAAAGGACACUGAGCUUCAAGGUGCUGGCACCAGGCCCCCUCUGCUGUUUAUCAAUAAGCAGAAAGCCAUUGACCUGCUGUACUGGCGGGACAUCAAGCAGACUGGGAUAGUGUUUGGGAGCUGCCUGCUGCUACUCUUCUCCCUGACCCAGUUCAGCGUUGUGAGCGUAGUGGCCUAUCUGGCCCUUGCCGCGUUGUCAGCCACCAUCAGCUUCCGCAUCUACAAGUCUGUUUUACAAGCCGUGCAGAAAACCGAUGAAGGCCACCCUUUCAAGUCCUACUUGGAACUGGAGAUCACCCUUUCUCAGGAGCAGAUUCAGAAGUAUACCGACUGCCUGCAGUUCUACGUGAACAACACUCUCAAAGAGCUGAGGAGGCUCUUCCUCGUCCAGGACCUGGUGGAUUCCUUAAAAUUUGCAGUUCUGAUGUGGCUCCUGACUUAUGUUGGCGCUCUCUUCAAUGGCCUGACUCUGCUGCUCAUGGCUGUGGUUUCAAUGUUUACUCUACCUGUAGUGUAUGUUAAGCACCAGGCACAGAUUGACCAAUAUCUGGGACUUGUGAGGAAUCACAUAAAUGCUGUUGUGGCAAAGAUUCAGGCUAAAAUUCCAGGCGCUAAAAGGCACGCUGAGUAAAUUAACAUCCCACCUAGGAUUGGACACAAACCGGAAUGUCUGCAGUGGUAGCAGCUCUGUUCUUACAUGUUACUGCAAAUUGAUUGUUUUCUCCCCUCCCAGUACCAUAAUCUUAGAGAAAAUCUUUAUAACAGCUGUUUUUAGGCUGUUCCUAUACUCUUAGGAUAUUUGAGUCACUUGUGUCAAACACUAAAGUAUAGAGAAGUGUACUAGAUGUGGUUUUUAAUUUUUGUGUUGCUAAAAAAAAACAAGUGCAUGAUGGUGAGAGCCCAAGUUAUCUUUUCUUCUUCGGUGUUCUUCUGCUCUUCUCUGCUAUGCUUCUGUAGCUUCUAAUGUUCCCUGUGGCUAGGCCUUUCCUGCUGAGUGCACUGAUGCAGUAGUGGCAAUUGCUUAUAUGUCCUGGGGUUGCUGGUUGGAUUAAUCUUUAAUAACAAUAUAUAGAACUGUAGACUAAUGUUUUAGUGUUUUUCCAACACACACACACACAACGUAAAAAUGAAAAGUCAACCGUACUUAUCGUAAUCAGUUUUGUAUAACUUAAAUAGUGAAUAAACCCCAAACAAAUACUCAGUACUUUUGUUGUGUGGGACUGAUGGGCUGAUUUACAUGUAUGGUAACUAAAAAGUGCCAGCAUGUUGACUUUAUUACAAUUUGUAUUAUUUUCUCUGUAGUUCCUAAUGGACUUAAUUAUGGACUCUGGAUAUUUGCACUUAUGUACUUGAUACUGAAUGCCUAAAUAAAUAUUGCUAAAUGUA
Molecule: messenger RNA, 3280 nt
Organism: Erinaceus europaeus (western European hedgehog)
Lineage: Eukaryota; Metazoa; Chordata; Mammalia; Eulipotyphla; Erinaceidae
Gene: RTN1
Product: reticulon 1
Exons: 9
Coding region: 198-2525 (775 amino acids)
Biological process (GO): brain development; neuron differentiation; endoplasmic reticulum tubular network formation
Cellular component (GO): postsynaptic density; neuron projection
Source: RefSeq, a predicted model, not a curated record